This is a messenger RNA of Rhodotorula toruloides NP11, 696 nucleotides long. RefSeq lists its product as uncharacterized. NCBI's taxonomy places the organism in Eukaryota, Fungi, Basidiomycota, Microbotryomycetes, Sporidiobolales, Sporidiobolaceae. Bases 1 to 696 code for a protein of 231 amino acids. The record is from RefSeq and is a predicted model, not a curated record. The transcript is spliced from 6 exons.
AUGUCGAAAGUCACAGACGCAGAAGCGCAGCGGAUCAUGUCCCACAUGAACAAGGACCACGAGGACUCGCUCGGCCACUACCUCGUCCACUUCGGCCGCAUCCCCUCCCGCCUCGCCCAUUCCCACCCUCAAAUCACCACCUUCACGACGCCGCUCAUGAAGAUCGCCUACGGACCUGACGGGAGGAGGAAAGAAUGGACGUACGAGUUUAGUCCCCCGAUGCAUGCGGGUGAGGCGAGAAAGAGGUUGGAGGCGAUGCAUCAGGAGGCAAAGGUUGCGCUCGGAAUCAGCGACGUUACGAUCGACCGCGUCACCCUCCCCGUCGGCGCAUACGGCGGCGCCAUCCUCUGCACCGCACUAACCGCCGCAAUCCUCUACGCCUCUCCCUCCCGCCUCGCCUCGACGCUCAAAUACCAAUCUCACAUCCUCUUCGCCCCGAUCGUCCGCGCCCUCGGACUGAAAGAGUCGCCGCACAAUAUCGGGCGAGCGAUUCAAGGUUUCUGGCUCGUCGCGCUGUAUGGGGCGCAUUUGGCCGAGGCGAUGUUCUGUCUCCCGCCACAUCUCAAGGCGUACAACGUCAAGAACAAGGCGGUGCGGUUGACUUAUUUCAUCCUCACGAUCCUCGGCGGCUUCCCGGUUUGGAUUGGACUGAGGGACGCUGGCAAGGCCGAGGAACGCAAGCUCAAGUCGCAGUAG